AUGGCAAUAAACCGUCCUGCGAUCGCUUCGAUGUCCCUGGGUCGCCCAUGGAUCCAUGACCUCCCAGGAAAAUUGAUGCAAGCCGCUGCGCACGGAUUCGAAGGGAUCGAACUAUUCUUCGACGACCUCGACUGCUACGCCCAGCGGACAUUCAACGGCAAUCACCUCGAAGCAGCACGACAGACCCGCCGACUCUGCGAACGGCUAGGCAUGACUAUCAUCUGCCUACAGCCAUUUUCGAUGUACGAAGGAUUGCUGGACAGAGCCGAAUCGGAUAGACUACUCGACGAGAAACUCCCUCGAUGGUUCACCUUGGCGCGGGCGCUGGGAACCGACAUGAUCCAAGUGCCAUCCAAUUUUCUGGGCCCAGACCCCGAGACCGGAAAGGCACGCACGACCGGCGACCGUGGCGUGAUCGUGCGUGACCUCCAACGCCUGGCUGACUUGGGUGCUGGCGCUGGCUUCCGAUUUGUCUACGAAGCCCUAUGCUGGGGAGAGCACAUCGACACAUGGGAGGCGUCAUGGGAGGUCGUACAGGGUGUCGACCGCCCCAACUUCGGUCUCUGCCUGGACUCCUUCAACAUCGCCGGUCGUAAGAUCUUCUAUGUCCAGCUCGUGGACGGAGAGCGACUAGAUGCUCCCCUGGACGAGAGGCAUCCUUUCUACGUUGCUGGCCAGCCGGCCCGCAUGUCAUGGUCCCGCAACGCUCGGCUCUUCCCGUGCGAAGAGUCGCGCGGGGGCUAUCUUCCGAUUGUCGACGUUGCACGCGUCUUUUUUGAGGAUCUCGGCUUUCGAGGCUGGGUCUCUCUGGAGCUUUUUAGUCGCACCCUCGCUGAUCCUGAUCCAUUCACCCCAGCCGAGCAUGCGCGCAGGGGGAUUGACUCUUACCACAAGAUGGGCCGCCUUCUGAAGUGGGAGGGCCAGGUGGAGCAGACGCCUGCGCCAGGAAUAGAACCCACCUCGUUCGUACAACACCGUUUGUAG
Penicillium chermesinum is the source of this 984-nucleotide messenger RNA. RefSeq names its product sugar phosphate isomerase/epimerase family protein. Lineage: Eukaryota; Fungi; Ascomycota; Eurotiomycetes; Eurotiales; Aspergillaceae. The coding region runs from base 1 to 984 and encodes 327 amino acids. The record is from RefSeq and is a predicted model, not a curated record. The transcript is spliced from 2 exons.